This is a messenger RNA of Dermatophagoides pteronyssinus (European house dust mite), 1150 nucleotides long. RefSeq names its product very long chain fatty acid elongase AAEL008004-like. Gene Ontology annotation, cellular component: endoplasmic reticulum membrane. Gene Ontology annotation, molecular function: fatty acid elongase activity. The record is from RefSeq and is a predicted model, not a curated record. Gene Ontology annotation, biological process: fatty acid elongation, polyunsaturated fatty acid; fatty acid elongation, monounsaturated fatty acid; very long-chain fatty acid biosynthetic process. NCBI's taxonomy places the organism in Eukaryota, Metazoa, Arthropoda, Arachnida, Sarcoptiformes, Pyroglyphidae.
CUUGUUGAUUUCUACAUGAUCGAAUCAUCACUUGAAUAAUAAAUCAAUAAAUCAAUUUUCUUUUUUCAUCAUUCAAUCAAUCAAUCAGUAACUAAUUAAUUAAUUAAUUGAUUUUGAAACAAAACAAAAAAAAAUUCUUGAAUCAAACCAAAAACAAACAAAUUUAAAUGGCCAUAAUGAUAAUGAAACGUAUUUGGAAUGGAUUCUGGUAUUGUUUUCAUGAUUAUUGGAUAGAAGCUGCCGAUCCACGUACAAAAAAUUUUCCAUUAAUUGAAUCCGGUCCUGAACCAGUAAUAUUUAUGUUAUUAAUCUAUUUAUUAUUUGUUAAAUUUAUUGGACCAUGGUUUAUGCAUAAUCGUCAACCAUUCAUAUUACGUAUACCGAUGUUAAUCUAUAAUAUCAGUAUGGUAGUGAUUAAUUUAUUUUUAUUUUUAUUCAUUUUAUCACGUAUGGAUUAUGGACGAAGACUUUUAAUAUUUAAAUUUCCUGAUCCAAAUGAUUUUUCACCGGAUAUUUUGCAUGAAAUACGUAUCGGUUAUUUUUGCUAUCUAACACGUUGGGCUGAUCUAUUGGAUACAGUAUUUUUUGUUUUACGAAAAAAAUAUCAACAAAUAACAUUUUUACAUCUUUAUCAUCAUACAUUAGUACCAUUAAUUGGUUGGAUGACAGUGAAAAUUUCACCACAAGCACCUGUUGUUGGAUUAUUUUUACUAUUAAAUACAUUUAUACAUUCUAUUAUGUAUCUGUAUUAUGCAUUGGCUGCAUUCGGUCCUGGUAUACAGAAAUAUCUUUGGUGGAAAAAAUAUAUUACACAAUUACAAUUAACACAAUUUGUUAUAUGUGGUCUAUAUAGUAUUGUUAUGCUAUUUUUACAGGAAGGAUUUCCACCCGGUCUUUUUUGGAUCGGUUUUGCCCAAAAUCCAUUCUUUUUCUAUAUGUUUUAUGAUUUUUAUCAAAAAUCUUAUCGUAAAAAACAACAACAACAACAAAAACAAUUUGAAUUGUCAACAACAGCUUUAAAACAUGAAAAAAUUCAUUGAAAAAAAAACAUUUGUUGUUGUUGCUGUUGCUGUUUUCUCUCUGUUUCAAUUGGAAUUAUAAUCGGGAUUUUUUUUUCAUCAGAAUAAAUUUUGUUUUGUUGUUGUUUUUA